GUCGCACUUUGAAAAAAAAACAGAAUCGUGUGCUUUUAGAAAAGAGUGUUGUACAACUGUUUAUUCAAGUGUCGAAAAAAAGAAAUCUAUUAGAAUUGACUGAGACACUCGUAUAUACGAUUGCUAUUUAAAUAUCAUGUUGAUCUCCGUCUGUGCCUUGUUGCUACUUACCUUGCCUUUUACGCUAAACGCCCUCCAUUUGGGAGAGGAGGGCUUCAUCUUUGUUUGUCAACUUUUUGCGCCCUAACUCUUCUUCAAGUGUGCAUACAACUGAAGGUUGGCUACGUUGUUUGCGUUCCUUGUCUACCAUGGGACAAUGGGGGGGUUUCGUUUAGGUCUAUUGCUUUGUAUUUUAGCACCUCAAGUAGAAUAUCUUCAAGGAAGAUAUCAUUACCAUGGGUAUCCUCGUCAAUCUUUGAAAACUUCUACAGAUGUGAAUAUCCAUUCGUUUUUGAUUUUACUAACACUCUCAUUACUGUUGACCUAGAGUACGUUCAAUAUGGGUCUUUUUUUUUUUCCUUUUUUACGAUACCUUAGACAAUGUGUCUUUUCCAGUUACAUGUUUCAUAUCCCCCUGGAUUAGCAAUCCUAUAUCAAUUUUCUUAUAUGUUUCAAUAUUCGAUUUGAUUGGUUACACAUAAAAUCUAGUUAAAUGACCUUUUGUGUUAUACUCAUGACAAAAACAUUGGAAUAAUUUCUUUUCUUUUUGACACAGAAUGUAGACUAUAAUGAAUGCCUGAAUUUUUAUACUUCUUUACUUGAUAAUAAUAGAAUUCUAAAAUUGAAUAGUCAAGGUACAUACUUGAAGAUAUCUUCAUACAACCUAUAGCUGAAUUUUAAGGGUAAUUCGCAGUUCUACAUAUUUAUGCAUAUAAUCAUCAAUAGUUUUUACUAUAAAAUAAUAAUAAAAAUCUCUCUCAAAUUAUUUGCAUAUAAUAAUGCCAUUAU
This is a messenger RNA of Cokeromyces recurvatus, 948 nucleotides long. RefSeq lists its product as uncharacterized. The record is from RefSeq and is a predicted model, not a curated record. The transcript has a single exon. NCBI's taxonomy places the organism in Eukaryota, Fungi, Mucoromycota, Mucoromycetes, Mucorales, Mucoraceae. Bases 317 to 487 code for a protein of 56 amino acids.